Messenger RNA from Cornus florida, 1632 nucleotides. Its product is annotated as cocosin 1-like. Lineage: Eukaryota; Viridiplantae; Streptophyta; Magnoliopsida; Cornales; Cornaceae. The transcript is spliced from 3 exons. The coding region runs from base 115 to 1194 and encodes 359 amino acids. The record is from RefSeq and is a predicted model, not a curated record. Gene Ontology annotation, molecular function: nutrient reservoir activity.
UGUCUAUAAGUAGAGGGAAGAUCAUGGUAUUAAUUUAUUUUAUGCAUUUCUCACGUAGUUAAGGUACGUGCAUCUCUCACACUAAAUCUCUCUCUAUAUAGUAAUAGAGGAAAUAUGGCGCUGAGCUUAGCACCCCAGAAGGCAGAUGAAAAGGUGUUCGAGGGAGAAGGUGGAUCAUACCAUAGCUGGUCACCUUCCAACUUUCCAUUGCUUGGUGAGGCUAACGUUGGUGCGGGUGUUCUCAUGUUGCAUCCUCGUGGUUUUGCUCUACCUCACUAUGCAGAUUCCUCCAAGAUUGGCUUUGUUAUUCAAGGUACCUGCACUGUUGGAAUGGCAUUUCCCAACACAUCAGAAGAAACUGUCGUGAUAGUUAAAAAGGGAGAUGCAAUCCCAUUGGAAAUCGGAGUAGUUUCAUGGUGGUUCAACGGCGGAGACACCGACCUGGUUAUCGUGUACCUGGGAGAUACUUCCAAGGCUCACACUCCGGGGUCAUUCACCUAUUUCUUUCUCACCGGCAUUCUAGGCAUUCUGGGAGGUUUCUCACCCGAAUUCGUUAGCAAGGCUUAUGAUUUGAACGAAGAAGAAACGAAAAAGCUCGUAAAAAGCCAAACAGGUGCUUUGAUAGUGAAGCUUAACAAAGGAAUAGCCAUGCCUAAACCAUGCAAGAACGCUAGUGAUGGAAAGCUCGUGUUCAGCUUUGAGAAUUCAUCGCCUUUUGUUAAGGUCAAGAAUGGUGGAUUGGUGACAACUAUGACCGCGGAUAAACUUCCUUUGCUCGGAAAAGUUGGACUUAGUGCCAAUGUGGUGAAGUUGGAUGCUAAUGCCAUGUCCUCGCCAAUGUACACCACGGAUUCUUCUGUACAAUUAACUUAUAUUGUGAAGGGAAGUGGUAGAGUUCAAAUUGUGGGUAUUAACGGACAAGGCGCAUUGGAUGCAAAAGUAGAGGCUGGUCACUUGUUCGUCGUGCCCAAAUUUUUCCCGGUCACUCAUGUUGCAGAUGGAGAGGGAAUGGAGUUUUUCUCCGUUAUAACAUCUCCAGAGCCUGUAUUUGAGAAGUUAGCUGGGAAUACAUCAGUUUGGAAAGCUAUAACUCCAGUAGUUCUUGAAGCUGCUCUUGAUGAGACUUCAGAAUUUGUGGAACUUUUCAAGUCCAAGAUUAAAAAGAGCACAGUUCUUGUCCCUCCAGGGAAUUAAUAUUUGACAAGUUAAUUAUAUAAUUACCACUUCAGUCGCUGUUGUUGUGUUGUGUUUUUUUUUUUUUUUUUUUUUUUUUUUUUUGAUUUUUUUGCUAUCAGUCAUUGUUGUUGAAGUUUCUAUGUUGUGGCAGUAAUGAAAUAACGUAAUUGCUCAACACAUAUCCUGUUUUUGUUGUUUCUACUGUGUUUUUUUUUUUUUUUUUUGUUGUUGCCAUUGAUGUUUUGUGUUUGUGUGUGCGCAUGUGCAUGAGGUUGAUUACAAGGAUGGUUGGGUGUUGGAUAAGAUUGUAGGGGAAAUUGUACCGGCGCAUUUGAUCGUUCAUUAUAGCUCGUGUACUAUGUUAUGCACUCGUGCGUGUAUUAUACGGAUAGUCUCCAUGCGCCCGCGAUUAUUGCACGUGCAAUAUGCGUGCGUACUUGUGUGUGUAUUGCACGG